Capsella rubella is the source of this 1238-nucleotide messenger RNA. RefSeq names its product golgin subfamily A member 3. Bases 186 to 989 code for a protein of 267 amino acids. Gene Ontology annotation, molecular function: protein binding. Lineage: Eukaryota; Viridiplantae; Streptophyta; Magnoliopsida; Brassicales; Brassicaceae. The record is from RefSeq and is a predicted model, not a curated record. The transcript is spliced from 5 exons.
AACCAAUCACCGAUAUCACGGGUCCGAGUUCCUAAACAUGUUGGAUCAAUUUAGAUGCGAAGAUCUGUAAAGGAUCCGAUAAAAGAAGAAAGAAAAAAAAACAACCAAAGAAGAAACAACAAAACUUGGAGAGAUCUGAAGGAAGGAAGGAAGGAAGGAAGAAGAAGAAGGGGGAAGCAGAUAACAUGUCUGCGAUUGUUUGCGGAAAGAGAUCUCUGUUCGAGGACUUAGCCGCCGCUUCUCCUCCUGUCUCCAAGAAACUCCGUUACUUUUCUUCGUCUUCUCCGUCUUCGUCUCGUUUUUCUCCGCCGUCUUCCUCGCUUCUUCUCGAUCAUCUCGCCACGAUUUUCUCCGAUAUGGAUAAGCAGAUUAUUGAGAGGGCAAUCGAGGAAUGUGGAGAUGAUCUUGAUUCAGCUAUUAGAUGUUUGAAUCAGCUUCGUUUAGAAUCUGCUAAUAAGAAUUCAGACUCUGCUACAAACCAAUCUCCUGUUGUAAUCCAGGAAGCUAAUAUUGAGACUCAGCAGCAAGCAAAAGAGGAAGUCUUAUCUAAUGGAGAGCCAGAUGUCAUGAACUUGGAUGGUAAAGAGUGGGUUGAGCUUUUUGUUAGGGAAAUGAUGAAUGCUUCUGAUAUGAAAGACGCUAAAGAACGUGCUGCAAGAGCAUUGGAAGCUUUGGAGAAGUCAAUCAAUGCACGUACAGGUGCUGAAGCACUGCAAAAUCUCCAGCAGGAAAACAUGAUGCUGAAGCAGCAGUUAGAAGCCAUUGUACAGGAAAACAGUUUACUAAAACGAGCGGUAGUGACGCAACAGAAAAGGCAGAAGGAAUCUGAAGAUCAAAGUCAGGAAUUGCAGCAUUUGAGACAGCUAGUCACUCAAUACCAGGAACAAUUGAGAACUCUAGAGGUGAACAACUAUGCUCUGACUCUUCAUCUGAAACAAGCUCAACAGAACAGUUCCAUCCCGGGACGGUACCAUCCAGACGUCUUCUAAUACUUUGAAACGCCCACAUAUAUCUAAUUUCGUUUCCAGUGUAUGUUUCUCUCUUGGUUUGUGACUAUUUAUAUACAAGUGUGGAAUGAAUCAUCGAUACUUGGGGAACACCAGUGUCUCCAAAGUCAAAACUGUUUUUUUCUUUUCUUCUGCUACUUGUUGUUGUUGUUGUUGUUGUUGUAUAUAUUGUCUCUCUAGUCAGGAUGAUGGAUUCCUCAGAUAUAAGAUUUAUUGCAACCAGUUAACAAA